AGCAAAUAGAAAUUACCAUGAUGCUUUGCGGUCGUUCCUUUCAAUCGGCCUAAAUUCAAGAUGGCGGCAGUAAAUGGGACUGCUAUGUACAAAUUGCCCGAAUUCUACAACAACAAAGAGCCGCCACAGCUGCCAAACUGCAUGUAUAAGAUGAAAAGUUACCAUACGUACUCACCGGAAGAUAAGAUACAAGUAAAUGGAUCAGGAGGAGACAAUCUGCACAGUCUGGAGAGACGACAGGAUGAUAUUUUGAACGAUCUGGAAAAUCUGAGAAAAGAGGUUGAUCAGCUUGCCGGUGUACUUGGUGUGAAAUUACCAGAAAAGAGAGUGGCUGCCUCAGUGGAUUAUGUCAUCUCAGCUUCGCCAGAGGACCCUCCUCUGGCAGUGUUUGCCAUCCAGCACAUAAUGAACCAGAGAGCCAUGCCACAUGCUACUCUCAUGUUCCGCCAUUCAAGUGCUACCAACACUGAGAUGAAUAAACUCCCACAGUUUGAGAAACCAGCCAAGUCACAGGAACGAAGAUCACCAUUUAUACUAACGGUGGUAUGGAAAAAUGAUGCUCAUCUCCCCUUUCUGGUUCUAUCAUCUGCUCAUUCUCCGCUGGUCGGGGAACACACCAUCGCCCGUCACCUAUGCCGCACCCUGGUCCCAGAUCUCUAUGGCAAUCUCACAAACGAAGACAAGGCAUGUGUGGAUAACUGGCUUGAUCUAGCUCAAACCCUCCAUCAUGGGAGCUCUAAAGAGAAGGCCUCAGUCCUUCGAAAUCUCAACUCACAUUUAGGAAAAAGUAGUUUUCUUUGCGAUGGAAAGGUGAGCCUGGCUGAUGUUUGUGUUGCUAGUGCUAUUGUUAAAUCAAAUUCCCUGAGCUCUGCACCAGGCAAUGUCAAGCAGUGGAUGAAAAGGUUUCCAACGCUCAGCUGAAAAUAUAUCAAGGAAUCAGAAAAGAACUACAGAAAAUGAGUUUGGCCUUUUCAUUUCACACAGAACUGCUCCAUAUCAGAACUCUUUAUACCUAUUAUUGCAGUAAUUUUUUGUGAUAUAGUUUCACUUCAGCCAUCUUGAGUUUAGGCUUAAAAAGUUUUCUGUAUGCUAUUGUAGUAGACAAGGUGCUACAAAUACAUUAUACUCAAGUAAA
Messenger RNA from Nematostella vectensis (starlet sea anemone), 1135 nucleotides. RefSeq names its product aminoacyl tRNA synthase complex-interacting multifunctional protein 2. Gene Ontology annotation, cellular component: aminoacyl-tRNA synthetase multienzyme complex. The record is from RefSeq and is a predicted model, not a curated record. The transcript has 4 exons. Lineage: Eukaryota; Metazoa; Cnidaria; Anthozoa; Actiniaria; Edwardsiidae. Bases 61 to 921 code for a protein of 286 amino acids.